GGUUCUCUUGUACCUUCACAUAGUUCACGGGAAAAAUUCAGAUCUCAUCCCUGAUCAGCUUUUGGACGAAAGUUUUUUAAUUUUUGAAACGCAAAUAUUUAAAUUAAUUGUUUAGCUGUCGAUAGAGACACAAGCAGUUAUUUAAAUUGACUGUAAUGCCGGUUCCAAGAGAAACAGAAGUUCCAUUUCGUGCGGGAUCUAAACAGAUUGGCGUAAAUUCGACUUUAUUGUACAAUGGUUCAAUUUUUAAAGGUUUCCAGAAAUCAAAAGGCAACAGCUACGAAGUAGAAGUAAUUUUACAGCAUGUUGAUGAAGAAAACUGUUACCUUUGUGGAUACCUUAAAAUAACUGGCUUGACAUCUGAAUUUCCUACGCUUACCACGUUUUUUGAUGCAGAGAUUAUCUCAAAGAGAUAUCCCUUCUUAACAAGGAAAUGGGAUGCUGACGAGGAUGUCGACCGGAAACAUUGGGGACGUUUUGGAGCUUUUGCUGAUUACCAAAAGAACUUCAAUUCGGACGAUUUUACCUAUGAUGCAUUAGAAAAAUCUGACUUUGUGUUUAUGAGAUGGAAAGAACAUUUCCUUGUGCCAGAUCACACAAUUCGUGAUAUUAAUGGGGCAUCUUUUGCCGGAUUCUAUUAUAUUUGUUUCCAGAAAUCAAAAGCGUUAAUGGAAGGAUAUUAUUACCAUAGGUCGUCUGAGUGGUUCCAGUCACUAACACUCGAACAUCAGCCCGAUGAUUUCAUACAAGUUUAUGAAUUUCGAUAAGUUAAAAGCACGCGUAUUCAUCAUUUUUCUGUUGAUGUUUGAUCACAAACAAGACAAAAGGCAUUCUGCAGUUUAUUCAAGAAACGAAUGAAACUUUUUGCAAACGCUUCUCCAAAAAAAACUUUUCGCUUAAUUUCUCUUGUCAAGUUUACCUUUCAUUUCUUGGAAUUUCUCGUUGACUUUGAUUGUAAAUCAAAGCCUUCAAUUGAAUUUCAUAAUUUUCGUUUCAAACUUUUAAGACUGAUAAAAAAAUUUGUUUUAUUUCUCCUAGAAUCUUUUUUCCUUCUCUUAAUUUUUUAUGUAUUUAAAUAAUUUCUAUUCAUCACAUGUUGUGCAAAGCAUUGUUAAUGCAUGCAAGAAAUACCUUAACGUUCGUACAUACUAUCAAAUAGCGAACUUUAUUCGAGAUUCAAUUUUAUUAUGUACAAGAAUCGAGCUUUGUUUUGUUACGUGUAAAUCCUUAUUUGUUGAUUUUUUAUUAUUUUUUGUAAGCUUUUAAUUGUUUUUAAUGAAAAACAUCUGACAAGAUUCGCUGAGAAUUUAUAGGAUAUCUAAACGUUACAAUUCCGUUUCGAUCAAAAACUUUCAAAAAUGAAAAAAAAAUGUUAAUUAAAUUUUACACUCAUACACAGAAACACAUCAAAAACAAACCUUGUGGGAUGAAGCAUUGUAAAAUAAAACUUAAAUUAUAUUUUAUUAGAAAAAAAUAAAUAAAUGAAUGAAAUUAAUAAAAGUGAAACAAAUUGUCAUUAA
This is a messenger RNA of Clunio marinus, 1520 nucleotides long. NCBI's taxonomy places the organism in Eukaryota, Metazoa, Arthropoda, Insecta, Diptera, Chironomidae. The record is from the annotation of a GenBank genome assembly.